AUGCUGCACUACUGUCGCGACAGAGAAGACAAUCAAACGCGACGGGCCGGCUCGCAUCGCGCGAGCUCGUCCGUCAAUACCAACCCACCGUCAUCAGCGCCGUCGGCAGUUGCUUGCGGUGAAAACAUUGCAACCGAGGACAAGAACACCACACCUUCACCUGAGGAUGACAAUCGCUCUGGCGACCUUCUGAACGGCGUUGGCUCGACAAGCUCUCUUGCCAGUUCAGCCUCCUCGGUGUUUUCCUCAGCGACAAAUAUGUCGUACCCCGGCCACACAUCAUCUCUCCACGCUCUCACGCCCUUGACCAGCACAGACUCAUCCCCGCCGGGCAAGCUUCCUAGCCCGCGCUCCGCACAGCCCUCGACUGAGACUAUGCACGCGACGGCUGCUCUCCCGCAUUGCGCGCCCGCAACUAACGUUUCCAACAAUGUCGCCGAAACCAUGACACCCGUUCACACGCCGCCAGAUGCGAAAUUGGCUGUACGGCCCACUGAUGGGAACAUGGGCUCGCGCAUACUAUACGACCCCAUGCUUAUUCCGAAGACUGCGAACCAGGGCCGGCAUGAGAAGAAGCCGGCGCCCCGCUACAAGGACAUAGUCGAGAAGGGCGACCCAUCUCCCCCUCCAGAUCCCCGUUUGGCUAUUGCUGGCUACACCACCGGGAACUAUGUUAUUAAGACAGUUGGUACAGCAGCGCCCAAGUCCAAACUCCGCAUGGCGCCGUAUGUGGCGAAACCCUACGCCUACGACUCCAGGAUUUCCUGCGGUCCUGGUCCUGCCACCCAGGUGGUCGUCACUGGAUUUGACCCCUUGACUCCUGAGCCCCAGAUUCGGGCUUUUUUCACUACCUAUGGAGAUGUUGAGUCCGUCAGAAAUCAGACCGACCCUAACAAUGGCAGCCCAUUGGGAAUUUGUUUGGUCAAAUUUCGAGAUACUCCGCCUUCUCGGGGCGUUCUGCCUAUGAAGGCCGCAACCUCCGCAAAGAGAGCCGAAAAGGAGGGUACAAACCAGCGCAUUGGAGUAAGAGAAGUCAAAAUCCAGCUCGAUCGCGAGGGUCGAAGAUGCGAGAGGCUAGUUGCAAAGGUUGUAGAAAAGAGCCGCAAAGAAGAGGAGAAAUUGAGGGCCAAACAACAGGCCAAAUUAAUAGGUCCAUCCACACCAACAGCCACAGUCGCGACUGGAUUACCGGCAAAUGUUCCGAAAGGGCCUUCAGGAAGAGGUAUGCGACCGCCUGUACUUGUUGCCCCGCCCAUUAUGUCGAAGAAGCAUGUCUUCUCAUAUCUCGUUGAAUCGGAGCCUAUCAAACCGCGCAUGAAGCGGAAACCGUAUAUAUUCAUCGCCCAUCAAUAUGUGCCGGUUCUAGGGACUACGAUCGAUCAUCUCAAGAAACGUCUGAAGAACUACAGCUGGCAAGAGGUCCGUUGCGAUGCCACUGGAUACUUUGUCGUUUUCGAGGAAUCUAGGCGUGGUGAAGUGGAGACUAUGAAAUGCUACAAAGAGUGUAACAUGUCCGCUCUUUUCACCUACGUCAUGAAUAUGGAUUGCCAGCAAUAUGGGGACCCUGACUACGAACGAAGCCCGAGUCCCGAACGCGCUGCUGCAGAACGGAAGAGGAAGGUUGAGUAUGAGAGAAUAGCCAAGGAGGAAGAAAUGGAUGUCGAGUAUGAGAAGAAAGAGCGGGCAGAAGAUCUUGAUCCGGUGAACGCGGCACGUGAGACAAUCAAGCAGGAAAUGCGCGAAAGGAUUUUGACCGAUAUCAAGACGCGGAUAGCUGGGCCCACAUUGCUUGAUUUUCUAGCUCCCGAUAGAUUGGCACCUAAACGUCGAAAAUUUAACAUCCCGGACCCGCAGAACAAAGAAGAAAUUCGCCCUCCGGCAUACUUUGGCCAUGGCAAUGAUUCCCCAGCCAUGCGUACCCCAGACUCACGAGCUGCAGGCUUCGCAGGGCGCUUUGGACGUAAAGCACUUGGUCCUUACGAUCACAACCGCGUGCGCGGGAAGAAACCUCCUAGAAUUGUCAAUGCUUUUGCGGAUGAGAGACGUAAGGCAUCCGCUCCAAAGCGCAAUGCAGUCCGUGGUCUUCAUCGUGCCAUGCUAGACUUCUACGACGAUGAUAAGGAUUCAGACGAUGAAGGCCGGUCCUCCUUUACGCGCGAUACUGAAGAGCAGGAGAGUCGGCCUAUCAGCCCCGCUCCUUCUACCGAUGUAGAGGACGAGGAAUCUUCCCGGGCUCAUAGGGCUAAGCGAAGACGCAUCGAAGCUGGAUGGGGUGAAGAGAGUGAAGACGAGAUGAUGGACGACUCGCACGCCCGCAGUUUACUUGCUCAUCUCAUCCACAAAGAUCCCGAAAACAUGGCGGAGAAAGAGCUAGAACAGGUUCUUGCAAUUCUUCCCCGGUCUUCGCCCAUCUGGAAGAAAGCUGACAAAGCUCUAAAGGGUUUCCGGAGGCUUCGAAAGAUUGAGCAAGAGGCAGACGCCAUCUUUGGCACAGUGGAAACAAACACAGAAGACAAACAUGAACCUAAGGCCGUUGUUACUCAAGAUGACGAAGAUUCAUCCAAGCCAAUGGAGACGAUCGAGCCAACGGAUACCGCCAAGACAGUCAAGAAGAAGAUAGGAGUUCCGAAGACGAAGCGCAAGACCAAAAAGCAGCUCCAAGAAGAAGCCAAAGCUGCGCAGGUCCAAAUCACGGAGGUCAUCCCAGUCGAAGAAGAGGUCAUUGGUGCCGAAGAACCCAAGCCUGCCGCCCAGGUCCCUCUUGUUCCAGAGGAUAUCUCGGGAGAGGAACGAAGUUCCGUUUACUGGGGCGCCUCCACUGGUGAGCCCCGGCGAACCGUGGAAGACGACCCCACUGUUGUCAUGGACAUUGAUGGCUGGCAACACCUGCUUAAGGACGAGGAGGACCUUAAGUGCCUUAAGCACGCCUUGCAGUCGAUAGCAGCCGCAAAGAUGGGCGAUAUACAGUCUUGGGCAUGGAAACAGAAACAAAUCAAGCAUUUGAAUCGACCAGGAGAAGAAGGCGUUUCCCGAACUGAGACCAAGAUUGAGGGGUACUAUGUAUCCAAUGCCAGCGGUUCUGCCAGGACUGAGGGCGUUCAGAAGAUCCGUGAAUCCGAAAAGUCGAAAUACCUUCCGCAUCGCAUCCGUGUCCAGAAGGAACGAGAGGAACGUGAACGCCGUGCGAAGAACGAAGAACGUACCCACGCGGUAGUGGAAGGUUUCAAGUUCGUUACUUCUUCCAAGACCACUUCGACCGCGAACUCUCGCGCCAACCGUGCCAAUAAUCGUCGUUUAGUAAACGACAUCAACAUUUCGAAAACUAUGACCGGUGCCGAAGGUGACGCCAUGCGCUUCAACCAGCUGAAGAAGCGGAAGAAACUCGUUAAAUUUGAUCGCUCCGCCAUCCACAAUUGGGGACUCUACGCUGAAGAGAAUAUCGCCGCUAAUGACAUGAUCAUCGAGUACGUCGGUGAGAAGGUUCGGCAGCGUGUUGCGGACCUCCGUGAGAAGAAGUAUGACAUGCAAGGCGUUGGAUCAAGCUAUUUAUUCCGGAUUGACGAGGAUACCAUUAUUGAUGCAACCAAGAUGGGUGGUAUUGCUCGCUUCAUCAACCACAGUUGCACUCCGAACUGCACGGCAAAAAUUAUUCGGGUGGAUGGCACAAAGCGAAUUGUCAUAUAUGCUUUGCGGGACAUUGAAAAGAAUGAGGAACUCACCUAUGACUACAAAUUCGAGCGGGAGAUCGACGCUACCGACCGAGUGCCUUGUCUCUGCGGUUCUGUCGGAUGCAAGGGCUUUCUCAACUAA
Molecule: messenger RNA, 3810 nt
Organism: Lindgomyces ingoldianus
Lineage: Eukaryota; Fungi; Ascomycota; Dothideomycetes; Pleosporales; Lindgomycetaceae
Product: SET domain-containing protein
Exons: 3
Coding region: 1-3810 (1269 amino acids)
Cellular component (GO): Set1C/COMPASS complex
Molecular function (GO): protein binding; RNA binding; histone H3K4 methyltransferase activity
Source: RefSeq, a predicted model, not a curated record